This is a messenger RNA of Lottia gigantea (owl limpet), 417 nucleotides long. RefSeq lists its product as hypothetical. The coding region runs from base 1 to 417 and encodes 138 amino acids. NCBI's taxonomy places the organism in Eukaryota, Metazoa, Mollusca, Gastropoda, Lottiidae. The transcript has a single exon. The record is from RefSeq and is a predicted model, not a curated record.
AUGAACAAUUUCAAAGUAACUAAUUUAAAAUCUCCGGAAAACGAUAAUGACGCCGUUCACAAGAAAUAUUUACGGGAUCAAAUAAAUUCAAUUGAAGUAAAUAAAAACCAUUUAGAAGAUAAAAUAAGUAAUGUUAAAAGAUUCUUCAAACGUCAACUAAAUAAUAAAAAUGUUAUUAAUGAUACUAAACUGCAACAAGAGGUAAAAGGUUUAAUAAGUUUUAUUCAAAAACAAUUGGUUAACGUAGCGAAUAAAACUGAGUUACAAAAUUUGAUUUCAUUAAUAUCUAAAUUAGGGGAUAAGAUUGCAAAACAAAAAUUAGACAUUCAACAAUUAAUAGAUAACAUUCCAGAUGAAAAUGAAGAUACGUUUCAACAGGAAUUAAAUGCUCUGGAAACUAAACUUAACAGUGAAUAA